Molecule: messenger RNA, 1475 nt
Organism: Photinus pyralis (common eastern firefly)
Lineage: Eukaryota; Metazoa; Arthropoda; Insecta; Coleoptera; Lampyridae
Gene: Mlf
Product: myeloid leukemia factor
Exons: 4
Coding region: 132-1019 (295 amino acids)
Biological process (GO): regulation of DNA-templated transcription
Cellular component (GO): nucleus; cytoplasm
Source: RefSeq, a predicted model, not a curated record
UUGUGGUCGAACUAUAUGAGAAGUUUUGGUACGUCAAAAGUGCAAUUUUGUGAAACUCUGUUACCUUUUUAAUUUUUGUCUAAUUGAGAAGAACUUUCGAAGCGAAUUUGACCGUUUAAGUUUAUUGCGUAAUGUCCUUAUUUGGUUCGUUAAUGGGCGACAUGGAGAACGAUCCUUUCUUUGGUUCUCACAUGCGAACGAUGCGCCAUAUGAACAAUAUGAUGAAUUCAUUAUUCGGCGACCCUUUCGACCAUAUGGGUCUGAGGGAAUUUGGUGCCCCCGCGCUUACGUUCGGCGGUCGGGCGGCCUCACAAAAUUCCCUUCUUCCCUUCGGUGGCGGCUUUAUGGGGAUGCCUAACAUUAAUAGAUUAAUUAGCAAUUCGUUAGACUCGAUGGGAGAUCCUCACUGCUAUAGUUCUACGUCUAGUACAGUUGUCAGCAUGACUUCGGGUCCUGACGGUCGUCCACACGUUUACAAGGCAACUUCAAGCACUCGCACUGCGCCAGGUGGGGUACGCGAGACACAAAAUACAGUUACCGAUUCACGUUCGGGUACGAAGAAGAUGUCAAUCGGGCACCACAUCGGGGAGAGGGCUCACAUAAUCGAACGCGAACAAAAUGUCCAUUCGGGUGAUCGUGAGGAACGUCAAGAUUUUAUUAAUUUAGAAGAAGAGGAGGCCGAAGAUUUCAAUAGGGAAUGGGAAACACGCACUCAUCGCAGUCGUCCUGAAAUUCCACGCAUUACUAACGGUCCCAUGGUGCGUAAUAGACACGGCUAUCCGGUUCGCGAGCAUAGCGGAGUUCCUGCCAUUACCGCCGGCUCUAGCCGACGGUCUAGAGAUAGACAUGUUGUUGCAACUCCACUGGUUUCGAGCAGACGCGGUAUUAGGUCUAAUGCUCUUUCUUCGCCUAACGCAAGUUCAUACUCAUCAGUUCGACAUCCCUACAGCCCAACAGGACAAAUGAAGAGACACAAAAAUAUAAAGACCGUUUCUGGCUCAACACCGCCAGACAUGUAAAUUUUUUGACGUUCAAUCUCGAUCGAUCACGUCGAGCUUUUUAGUGGCAGGUAUUUAUUUAUUUUUUUCUCCCUUUCAUGUCUGUGGUCCCUUUGAGUUGGCUACAGGCUCUUUUCGUCAGCGGUGUCGUGUAAUUUGUGUUUCUAAUAGUACGAUAAUGUAUUACUGUUUGAAUAGUGGCGUGGAGAAGAAAUGUAUGUAAAUACACAUACUUACUCGUAUUCCAACUUGAAAAUUUGAAUAUAUUCUAAUGAUAAUUGUAGGUUAUUUUGAUGUUACUUUUAAGAUGUAGGUUUAAGCAAUGUAUAUUAUUAUCUUUUAGUGUAGAAUAUUCAAUCUAAUUAGUUAGUUUCUGUUUUGGUAUCUUUCAAUUGACUUUGUAAGUUAGAGUACGAUAUUAGCACAAGUAUUUUUUUUAGUAAUGAUUUUUUGACAUUUAAAUAAAGCAAUUGUAAA